CCUCCUUAUAACUCGAUCACGUAUUACCAUGUCUGAGUCGCCUGAGAACACUAUCCCUGGUUCUUUUCCGACAUCAGAAGUGGGAUGCGGGACCCGAGAGUGUAACGAUGGUGGGUCAGCAAGUAAAUCAAGCGUGACCACGGAACAUUAUGCGGUGGGUAGUGCGGGUUGUUCGAAAAACUCUGACAAUGCAACUUGUUCGGAAAGUGUGAGUGAUACGGGCGAUGCUGCUGCGUUGUUGAAGAUGCUACGCGUGUUGGCGGGUGGGCUCCAGCCACCCGCGCCGGUGGCGCUCAUCAAAUUUGACCCCGACGAUCCGGACGCAGACAUCGAAGGCUGGUGUAAGAUUAACGAGAUGAUUAACGCACGAGGACGUGCGCUCGUCAGGAAGGCCGUGUCGGCGAAAAUGAUUUGAAGAUGAUUUUGUUACGAGGCAAAGCGCGCAUUCCGCCCGCCAGGUGGCGCCGCGCGCUAACGGAACGUCGAGUUGG
This is a messenger RNA of Ostrinia nubilalis (European corn borer), 491 nucleotides long. RefSeq lists its product as uncharacterized. The record is from RefSeq and is a predicted model, not a curated record. The transcript has 2 exons. Lineage: Eukaryota; Metazoa; Arthropoda; Insecta; Lepidoptera; Crambidae. The coding region runs from base 29 to 415 and encodes 128 amino acids.